This is a messenger RNA of Drosophila innubila, 1092 nucleotides long. RefSeq lists its product as uncharacterized. The transcript has 3 exons. Gene Ontology annotation, biological process: chromatin remodeling. NCBI's taxonomy places the organism in Eukaryota, Metazoa, Arthropoda, Insecta, Diptera, Drosophilidae. The record is from RefSeq and is a predicted model, not a curated record. Gene Ontology annotation, cellular component: Ino80 complex; nucleus. The coding region runs from base 137 to 1048 and encodes 303 amino acids.
UUUUGGUCGCAUCACGGUCAAUAAAAUAAAUGUAGUGAAAAACUUGCAAACCGUGAAAAUCAAUUUACAGUAACAACUUUAAGGGUAUCUGAGAAAGCAUAAUAGCAAUCUUAAUUUGUAAUAUAACUUAUUAAACAUGCUGGAGGGAUGGUAUUGUCGCUCUCUGGCCAACCAGAAGACCCCGACUGACAAUAACACGGAACGAGAGCAGCUAGAAAGUGACGAUGAAUUACAAUCCAAGCCAUCUGGCACAGUUUCUGGAGCAGCACCAGCUGCCUCUAGCUCAGCAUCCACAGGCACAGCAAAUGUCAACGUGGACUACAAGGAGCGUUACAGGAAUUUAAAGCGCAAACUGAAAUUCCUUAUCUAUGAAAACGAGUACUUUCAGGAUUUGCUGCAUACAAACCAACGACGCUUACUAAAGGUUUCCCGCGAUCGAUCGUUCCUAAUUGAUCGUCUCUUGUUAUAUGAGAAACCAGCCAAAGACUCCAGUGACAGCGAUGCCACUGAUAGCUCCAACUCGGACGCGGAACCCGCGACUUCGUCGGGGGUCCAAGUACACAACACACUCGAUUCUUCAAAGGAGGCUGCUGCACAGCGGAAGAAGCACAAGGAUCCAAAGUUGGCUCUACCUGGAACACAUCCUGCUGCCGUGGGCGGGGCAACACGUGGACGUAAGCGUAAAGUUAUGUCCGGUGGAAUUAUUCAACAUCAGUCGGCGGGCAAGAAGCAGCUGAUGACAACGGCUACGGCAACGGUAUCGCCCUCAUUGCUGCAACAACAACAACAACUACAGCAUCUGAGUGCUAGGGAUGCAACUAGUUCCCUAAGCACCGCGGAAAUAACACGUCAAUUACAGGAACGUCGUCCCACCCCCAUAGAGCUAAUGAGUCCGGAGUGUGCCUCCGCCACAGUUCCCGCUACGAUGCUCAGCGAUGAGAGUCCGUCCAAACUUUAUCCAAACGAGAGCUUGCAACAUUUAAUGGAGGAUGAUUCGCCUUGUCAUGUGGCAGCCGAGGAAUGCGUUCCCAUGGUGUACACCAAUUGAUGUACUAUAACUAAUUAACUUACAUUAUAUGAAAUUAAAUUAAA